Oikopleura dioica is the source of this 2163-nucleotide messenger RNA. The record is from the annotation of a GenBank genome assembly. NCBI's taxonomy places the organism in Eukaryota, Metazoa, Chordata, Appendicularia, Copelata, Oikopleuridae.
AUGAAGCGAAGACACCUCGAGUAUUUUCAGAUAAGAAGCUUAAUUUUUGACAAUUUACGCGAAUUCUACAAUGCCCCCGGUACGCCACUAUUAGAUCUUUCAAGUGAUCUCGGUUUUAUGAGCUACCCAGGCAAAGGAAAUUGGCUCAUCGAUGGUGUUGAGAUUAGCUCAUGUUUUGACUCCGGAAAUCUGAAGUCAAUUGAGCUCAAUGAUAAUCCUCUGUCGGACGAGGAUGCAGUGGAUCGCCGCCAAGGCCGCCGACCAGAAGUCGAUCUCGAAUUUCGUUGCGUCGUGGCGCCAGAUAUGGCUGGCACAGAGUUCGAAAAUGGUAAUAAAUCUUGGUUCCAUUUUCGUGUUACUGGCGCCCAUGGAAAAACUGUACGAUUCAACAUGAUGAACUUGAAUCGUCACCAAAAGCUUUACAACCAAGGAAUGGCGCCUGUUUUCAUGGUGCAUCAACAAGGGACCGAAAUGCCGAAUAUCAUGCUAGAACCAGAGCGAUGGAAUAGGGUUUGCUCUGUCUUCUCCCACACGAGCGAUGGCGUCUUUCUCAUGUCAUUUUGGCACACUUUUACUACAGCAGAAGAUGUUUAUUUCAGUUUUUCAUACCCAUGUUCGGUCGAAGAUACCACAAAAUGGAUUGACAAAUUAGAAAAGAAGCAUCGCUUUCCGGAAGAGCACUCUUCCUCAGACAUCUACUUUCACAGGGAAAUCCUCUGCAGGUCGAUCGACGGCCGUCCAGUAGAGCUUUUAACGAUAAGCUCAGCAGAGGGUAUUACUGAUGAAGUGGAGCCAAACUUUGCGCAUAACCUACCACCACCGUUCCCAGAAAGAGCAGAUGAAGAGAAUAACAACGAUGCGGAAGAAAACAAAAGUGGACAAAAAGCAUUCAUGAUUUCCGCUCGUGUGCACCCAGGAGAAACGCCCGCCUCUCAUGUUUUGCGAGGAAUGGUCGAUUUCAUUUUGCGGACAGACGAUAAGCGUUCAGCAACAUUAAGAAGCCGUUACGUCUUCAAGAUCAUCCCUAUUCUCAAUCCUGAUGGAGUGGUUCGUGGUCAUUAUAGAACUGACGCACGUGGCCAAAAUCUCAACCGUUUUUAUUUGAAUCCUGACGUAUCACUACAGCCGCAGUGUUUUGCCUAUCGUCAACUUAUCUAUUAUUUGCACCGGAAUUACCGUCUUGACGGAAAAGAUAUCCCAAACGAUAUCGACUCAACGGCACAGGACUACGAUUCUCUCGUUGAAGACAAAGAAUCUGGAGUUGGAUUUUUGAUUGAUCUUCAUGCUCAUGCCGCGAAGAGGGGCGCCUUCCUUUUCGGAAAUCGUCUAAAAUUAGCAGAUUAUCAUGCCGAAACACUAUGCUAUGCUAGACUUACGGCGGCGAAUUCCGCUCACAUGGACUUUGAUGCUUGUUGUUUUAGCCAGCGAAAUAUGAAUAUGAAGGAUAAGCGAGAUCAGCUGAGUAAAGAGGGAUCCUGUCGCGUUGCAUUUUACUACUUGACGGGAUCGCCUCAUAUCUACACGCUUGAGUGCAACUACAACACUGGACGAUACCAGAAUGCGAUUUCUUCCCGAGACGGCGCAUUAACACCGCCAAUUCCUCCCGCACCUCUGGUCAAGUAUACACCAGAUCACUAUGCAGAAGUCGGCCGUGGUCUUCUCUGUGGGGUGUUAGAUGUUUUCACUGUGAAUCCUAUUCCGCGCGUUGCCCCACAGCAAGUGAAAUCUCUUCGAGGUCAAAUCUCACGACAGGUGGAAAUUCAACGAUCGAAUCCAAGUCAAAGAAGGAAAAUCACCUCCAAAAAUGUCUCGUCUGGACUAAGUCUCGACCGUCUAUCGCAAUAUGAGAAGCCAAAACGGUUCGAACGAAGCCUACCUGUGGCUUCCGGAACCAAAGUUGUCCGCACUCCACCAGUAAAGGAAGUACCACCUGGGCGAUUGUCGCGGCCUAUAGCCUCAAGAACAUGCAGCGACCGAUUUGUUAAUCCUUCAUCAUCGAGUAAGCAUACGCGCAGUUUCAAAGCGAGAAGUAUUGAAAAAAAGCCAAGCGUACUGCCCCGCAUAAAGCCUCCAGUUCAUACCUUCAAUCUUCAGUUCCAUAAUGACGCCCGAGAAACUCUGCGAACUGGCCCAAGCUUCACAACAAGAUUUGGGCACCGAUGA